CCGCGAGAGAGGCGGCCGGGCGAGUAGUUCCGCCCCGGGGCCGGAAGUGCGCGCCCCGCUCGCGGCCGCGGCCCCGCCGGCGACAUGGUAGCGCCGGUGCUGGAGGUAUCCCACGCGUUUUGCUGCCCAAACCGGGUGCGGGGAGCCCUGAGCUGGAGCUCCGGGCCCGGAGGACUCUUGGCCUUCGGCACGUCCUGGUCCGUGGUGCUGUAUGACCCUCAGAAAAGAGUUGUUGUUACCAACCUGAAUGGUCACACUGCUCGAGUCAAUUGCAUACAGUGGAUUUGUAAACAAGAUGGUUCUCCUUCUACUGAAUUAGUUUCUGGAGGAUCUGAUAAUCAAGUGAUUCACUGGGAAAUAGAGAAUAAUCAGCUUUUAAAAGCUAUCCAUCUUCAAGGCCAUGAAGGACCUGUUUAUGCAGUGCAUGCUCUUUACCAGAGGAGGGCAUCAGAUGUUGAAUUACAUACAUUGAUAGUUUCUGCAGCUUCCGAUUCUACCGUUCGAAUAUGGUCUAUAAAGGGUUCAGAAGUAAUGUGCCUUCAGACCUUGAACUUUGGAAAUGGAUUCACUCUGGCCCUCUCUUUAUCUUAUUUGCCUAAUACUAAUGUACCAAUAUUAGCAUGUGGUGAUGAUGACUGCAAGAUUCACUUAUUCGUUCAACAAAAUGACCAGUUUCAGAAAGUGCUUUUUCUCUGUGGACAUGAGGAUUGGAUAAGAGGCGUGGAAUGGGCAACCUUUGGUAGAGAUCUUUUCCUAGCAAGCUGUUCACAAGAUUGCCUGAUACGAAUAUGGAAGCUGUAUAUAAAGUCGACAUCUUUAGAAACUCAAGAUGAUGAUAAUAUAAAACUGAAGGAAAAUACUUUUACAAUAGAAGAUGGAAGUGUUAAAAUAGCGUUUGCAAUUACUCUGGAGACUGUACUGGCUGGUCAUGAAAACUGGGUAAAUGCAGUUCAUUGGCAGCCUUCGUUCUACAAAGAUGGUAUUCUCCAGCAGCCAAUGAGAUUGUUGUCUGCCUCAAUGGAUAAAACCAUGAUCCUCUGGGCUCCAGAUGAAGAGUCAGGAGUUUGGCUAGAACAGGUCCGAGUAGGUGAAGUAGGUGGAAAUACUCUGGGAUUUUAUGAUUGCCAGUUCAAUGAAGAUGGCUCCAUGAUCAUUGCUCAUGCUUUCCAUGGAGCAUUACACCUUUGGAAACAGAAUGUGGCUAACCCAAGAGAGUGGACUCCAGAGAUUGUUAUUUCAGGACACUUUGAUGGUGUCCAAGACCUAAUGUGGGAUCCUCAAGGAGAGUUUAUCAUCACUGUUGGUACUGACCAGACAACUCGACUUUUUGCUCCAUGGAAGAGAAAAGACCAAUCACAGGUGACUUGGCAUGAAAUUGCCCGGCCUCAGAUACAUGGAUAUGACCUGAAAUGUUUGGCAAUGAUUAAUCGGUUUCAGUUUGUAUCUGGAGCAGAUGAAAAAGUUCUUCGGGUAUUUUCUGCACCUCGGAAUUUUGUGGAAAAUUUUUGUGCCAUUACAGGCCAGUCUGUGAAUCUUGUGCUUUAUAACCAGGACAGUGAUCUUCCAGAAGGAGCUACCGUCCCUGCCUUGGGGUUAUCAAAUAAAGCUGUCUUUCAAGGAGAUAUAGCCUCUCAGCCUUCUGAUGAAGAGGAACUAUUAACUAGUACCAGUUUCGAGUAUCAACCAGUAGCCUUUCAACCUUCCAUACUUACUGAACCUCCCACUGAGGAUCAUCUUUUGCAGAAUACUUUAUGGCCUGAAGUUCAAAAACUAUAUGGACAUGGUUAUGAAAUAUUUUGUGUUGCUUGUAGCAAUUCAAAGACUCUGCUUGCCUCAGCAUGUAAGGCAGCUAAGAAAGAGCAUGCAGCCAUCAUUCUUUGGAACACUACAUCUUGGAAACAGGUGCAGAAUUUAGUUUUUCACAGUUUGACUGUCACGCAGAUGGCCUUCUCACCUAACGACAAGUUCUUACUAGCUGUUUCCAGAGAUCGAACCUGGUCAUUGUGGAAAAGGCAGGACACAAUCUCACCUGAGUUAGACCCAGUUUUUAGCCUCUUUGCCUUUACCAACAAAGUAACUGCUGUGCACAGUAGAAUUAUUUGGUCUUGUGAUUGGAGUCCUGAUAGCAAGUAUUUCUUCACUGGAAGUCGGGACAAAAAGGUGGUUGUGUGGGGUGAGUGCGACUCCAGUGAUGACUCUGUGGAGCACAGCAUUGGCCCCUGCUCCUCUGUCCUGGAUGUGGGCGGGGCAGUGACAGCCGUCAGUGUCUGCCCCCUGCUUAACCUUUCCCAAAGAUACAUUGUUGCUGUAGGAUUAGAGUGUGGAAAGGUUUGUUUAUACACCUGGAAAAAGACUGAUCAAGUUCCAGAAAUAAAUGACUGGACCCACUGUGUAGAAACAAGUCAAAGCCAAAGACAUAUGCUUGCUAUCAAAAAAUUAUGCUGGAAGAAUUGUAAUGGAAAAACUGAACAGAAUGAAGCAGAAGGCACCGAGUGGUUACACUUUGCAAGUUGUGGUGAAGAUCACACUGUGAAAAUAUACAAAGUUAACAGAUGUGUACUGUGAUGGGGUUAAUAACUAUCGGCAUGUGGUCAUUAGUGUCUUAAAAUAUUUAUCCUGUAAAUAGAUGUCUUUCUUUACCUUGUAAUUUCAUCGAGUUUCUUUUUAAGCCCUAUAGCAGUAGUUCUUAUUGGGUCACAGACCCUUUGAAAUCUCAUGAAAACUGCAGACUCUUCUCACAGAUGUAUAUAUGCACACACCCUCAGAACUUGGCCCACACUUUGAGGGAUUCAGACCUGCAUUCAUGUGUCCCAAGUUAACCUCUGUUGCUUCUUUCUUCAUGACUGAAUUUGCCUAAUUAUGCAUUGUUUUGGGCCUUUUCAUACGCGCUUCUUUGGGACAUUUCAUUAUUUAUUACCCUCUUCAAAGAGAGGACAUGGAAAAUAAAAAAAGAUAAAACCCAGAUUACCCAAUUUUUAUUUUAACAAUUUGUGUAGAGACCACACUUUGUGGUCUUGACCCUUUCUUCCAGUACACACCCACCAUUCUAGGAAUUUGGCAGGCGCUUGUGAAUUUGAACUGUAGUCAAUUCUUCCUUGUAUUUAAAAGUACAUAGAUUCUUUUACAGUUUGACUUAAAGCAGACUAUCCUGACAUUUACACUGAUAGAUGUAGGACCUGAAAAGUAGAGUUGUGUCUGAAUCACCUGAAUUGAUGUGAAGUCACAUACAUGAGUUAUGAGAGAAAGGAUGUCCCCCAGGGUGAGUACAUAGUGGGAGCAGAGAGAAGAAGAUGCUUCAAACAGAAUGUUGGGUGUGCCAGCUGAAGUUUGGGACAUGGGUCAUGAGAGUCGUGAACUUUGGGAGUUGGGUGGAGGGAAGUUAAGCUCUGGGGGAGGGGUAUGAUGAAAACUGGCUUGAGAAUGGAGAUUUCCUCUGAUCCAGAGUCAUCUGACAAAUUGGCAGUGAAAUGAAUACUGUGAAUAAUAAAUAUGCUGAAGGGGGGGUGGUGAGGAUUUUCUUCAUUGGAGUUUGCCAUUAUCUAAUAUGACAUUUUGCUUCCAAAGGAAUUGAGAUAUUUUGUCUAAAUUGAGAUUUCUAGACCGACACUAUCCAGUAUUUCUAGAAAUAAAUAAUUUGAGCUACUUAAGUAA
Molecule: messenger RNA, 3651 nt
Organism: Nyctereutes procyonoides (raccoon dog)
Lineage: Eukaryota; Metazoa; Chordata; Mammalia; Carnivora; Canidae
Gene: ELP2
Product: elongator acetyltransferase complex subunit 2
Exons: 22
Coding region: 85-2565 (826 amino acids)
Biological process (GO): tRNA wobble uridine modification
Cellular component (GO): elongator holoenzyme complex
Molecular function (GO): protein binding
Source: RefSeq, a predicted model, not a curated record